Messenger RNA from Castor canadensis (American beaver), 2285 nucleotides. The record is from RefSeq and is a predicted model, not a curated record. NCBI's taxonomy places the organism in Eukaryota, Metazoa, Chordata, Mammalia, Rodentia, Castoridae.
GGAGGCCGGAAGUUGCGCGACAGCCGGCGCCUGUACUGCUCGCGGUCCGGGACCCGAGCGGAGAUCGGAGGUGCUAUCAUGGCUUCCAGCGGCGUGACGGUGAACGCUGCUGGCCCGGCAAAUGAAGCCCCAGAGAUUCCGGACAAUGUGGGAGACUGGCUCCGGGGCGUCUACCGCUUUGCCACCGACAGGAAUGACUUCCGGAGGAACUUGAUCCUCAAUUUGGGACUCUUUGCUGCCGGAGUUUGGCUGGCUAGGAACCUCAGUGACAUUGACCUAAUGGCCCCUCAGCCAGGAGUGUAGCCAAACAAAUGGAGUUCCUGUGCUGUAUCCACACCUUCCAAAAACAGAGCCUACCAUCUGUGACCACCACAAGAUAAGGCUGGAUGGCAGCUGAAAUUUCUCCUUCCUUAACUCCCUUCUCUGGUCAGCAGUCAGCUUUAGCUGAAGUGUUGCCUCUGUUCUAUAAAGUUCUGUACAUAGUUCCCAAGUUUCUGCAGGGGUGAUCCUUGUUCAUGUCCUAAGGAGUAAUAGUGGUGUUUUAACAAAUAUUUGAAAUAAAGACUACACACUGAGACAGGCAUUUUAUUCUUUUAAUAAGAAACUUCCGCUUACAAAACAAGGUGUAAAAAGUCAAGAUUUACAAAAAUCAUAAAAACAUGAUUUCUAUUUCACGCUCAAAAGAGACAGGAACAAGUCCCAAACAUGGAUUGUAAUGGAGGUUGUUGGCCUCAUUUUAAAAGACAGAGAGGUGGAGACUGCAACCACCCACUACACGUCGAUGCUAACAUAACAUGAAGCUUAUCACUGAGGCAUUUCCACUGUUGAGUAGUACUUGGGAAAAGCCAUUUGGUGUUGCAUAGCAUUUCAGUGCACCAGGUGGGUUUUCCAGGCACCAGGGAGGCAUUGUUUUUGGAACAGAGUGAGGUUUGGUGGUAGCAAGAGGGCAGAUGUGGAGGCAAGGUGGAAGGAAGCUGCUUGCUUCUUUCAUAGGGAAAUAGAAGCUUUCUGACCCUAAAAUUCAUGCUAGUGCCACUGUCCAGGGGCUUGGGGUUCUUUGGAAUGGUAUAUGGAAAGAAUUGGCAUGGAAAGACUCAUGUAGCUAUAGAGAGGUGGAGACAGAUAGGUAGUUCUCCAUGGUAACUGGUUUCUAGUUGACUUACUCUACUAGGCAUUUUUAGAAAUAGUGAGUUUAUGUGCCAGGUCUCCUAUGGAACUGGUGUGGGAUUAACAGACAUAAAUUAGAAAGGUGGAUCAGUAUAACCAUGCAGUAAUUGUUACACAUGUUGCCAUUAGUAAUUUAGUGCUUAGUACCUCUACCACUAAAGGUGAACAGGACAAAACAGCCUUUUUGAUCUUGCUGGCAGGAAUCUCGGUAAGCUGUUUGAGGACUGGAGGUGUAACUCAGUGACAAAGCGUUUGCUUUGCAUGCACAAAGCCCUGGGUUUGAUGCCCAGGACAAAAAAGGAAAGAAGAGGACAGCUGUUGAGAUUUCUUUUCUUCUGUGUUGGAAAGGUGGUGAGAUGGGGUGGGAGGGGCACACCAUUCUCGUGAAUACUCAUAGAUCCUGAUAGGAGGAACAAACUAUGAGCUUGUGUGAAUUCAUGCCUGGAGUUGGUUUAAUAUUAAACAAAACUUUUUUAAAGUCUAUGCUGGGAUAAUAGGUGCUCUGAGGGGUGUAUAUCUUAUUAAGAUGAAGGAUGGUCAUGAAUAUGAGAGCAGUACUUAAAUUUGAAGCUAUCACCUCUCCGUAAGUGGUGACCAGAAGGAAAUUUGUAAGCCACAGCAUAGAUGCUGAACCCCUUCAGACCACUGCUAAAAUGAAAAAUACUAGCACCUCCUGAUCUUUAUAGGACUGAAACUUACAUCCUUAAAAUUUACUACUUGAUCUACUCACAACUGAACAGUUUUAUUUCAUAAAAAUUUAGGAAUGAAAUUUAGAUCCUUAAAACUUGCUACCUAAUCUACUCACAACUGAGUAGACAAUCAAAAUCCGGCAAGAAUUAACACAUGGCAACUUUCAAAAGCAUAAUUCAAAAUUCACUCAAAAUUUAAUGGUUAUUGUCAAGUAACAGUAUUUACUAUAUUGGCUUUUGUUAAAAAGAAUUUUUUUUCGGUACAGGGUAUUGAACUCAGGACUUUGCACUUGCUAGCCAAGUGCUCUGCCACUUGUGCCAUGCCUCCAGUCCUGUUGAUUGGCUUUUAAAGCCAUAAUGUAGAUUGGGUAAAGUUUCAUUUAAACUGGCUUAAUUAUUCAAAGUGAUAAGACUUUAGUAAAUAAAGCU